UUCAUUUGGCUCGGGUUGCAACCUAAUCCCGAACACAGGUAUGAAAAUCAAAAGAACCUUGAACGUCCGAUUCCAAUUGGCUCAUUACAGACCUUGAGUCCUACUCAGUACCGUUCCGAUAGGGAUGCAGCAGUCGAGUCCGGAGCCAUCUCCGGCAACUUCUCCAGGCAAGGUUGGUCCUGGCCAAGUGUGCGAUCGCUGCAGGCAAAAAAAAGUGCGCUGUGACGGGGCACUACCAUCCUGUGCAAAAUGCAAGAAUGCCGGUGUUGCCUGUGUGGUAUCAGCAAAACUUCGCAGGCGCACCAAGAUCCGCGGCUUCCAUGACUCGGCCGAUCAGAAAUUGGCCAGAUUAGCUGUCGAAAAUGAGGAGUUGAAGAGACAGCUGAAAGUUGAGCGAGAUGCAAAUGCAAUUCUUCGAGGCCAGCUUUCCGCGACACUUCCUGCAACAAAUAGUCACUCGACUCUCUCACCCGCAACAUGCAAUAUUGGGAAACUUCAUACUGGGGAGGAGCCAAGCCCGUUUCCAGAAGUACCAGGCAAUGAGCUCGUCAUUAAACACAUGGGCCGGCUUAUACCAGAUUGCGAUGGUGUAGAGCAAUUCGCAGGCUCGACUACGGGCGUCCACUUCAUCUUGUCGGUGCAAGAAGCCCUGAAGGGACAAGGGCUGCUUACGGCAUGGUUUCCAGAGAACUGCUUUCGUAUGCAUAUUGUUGCUCCUCGGCAGAUCCGCAUUAGCUCUCAUCAGCCUUCGCAAAACAGCCACCUUGACGUACAACGAAGACUGCGUUUAGUUGGUAGUAUAACGCCCUCUUCAAUAGGGGCCCGUAUUCGUGGGUUUGUCUCUGCUUGGUCAUUCUUGUGUCCAGCUAUCGCGGCAACGGAGCUAUCGCAGAACAUUGUGUCACUUUGUGGCCGCAUCAGUCGAGGCGCCGUAUUGGAUGAUCUUAGCAUGGAGGAACAGGCCAUGCUCUUCCAGCUAAUCAUGAUAACACUGUUGCCUGUACCGGGCCUAGAUCAUGGCCAGAAGCUUGACUCUCUUGGGCUGGACGACAAUAACAGACAGAAGGACUUGUUAUCGCUUGCUGGAUUGCUUUUGCCAACCAUAACGUCCAACAUGAGACUUUGUAAUGUACAAUGUCUGGUGCUCUUAUCUUUCUUCCAAUACUUGACGGGCCAGCACAAUUUAAACAUACCAUUGCGGGGCAUUUUGCUUCAGCAAGCGCAGGCUCUCGGUCUACACAGACACCACAGACGCUUCAAGUUUUCUGCCGGGGAAGUUGAGCUACGAAAGAGAUUAUGGUGGUGCGUUUACAUAUUGGAUAAAUUUACGGCUAUUAUCCAUGGACUGCCACAAACUAUCAAAGACGCUGACGUGGAUGUGGACCUCCCGUCAGACGGAGAGCUCGAGGCUACUUCAGACUCCGGGCUAACACUCCCUUUGCCCGGGGAAAAUACCCCUAUUCGUGAUUUUAUUACUUUAUGCCGCCUCAGCCAAAUACUCUCAUCGAUGCUUUCGCAACUCUACACCACAACAAAUCGCCGGGGUGGGCGUGAUAAGAUCAAAGGACUUGAUGGACAUCUGCUUCUUUGGGAAGUAAGACUUCGGAACAAUGACGAUGCGGACGAUAUUGAACACUCGUUAAAGCAAUCUGCCGAUUGCGAAUCAUCUCCAAAGAUGUGGCUGUCGCUGAUGAAGAACGUGGCUAGGCUUUUAAUAUACCGCCCCGGGUUGACAUUUGAUACGACAACGCCCCAAUUCCGCGAAUGCUUAGAUGUUUGCACUAGAGUCAGUUUCAAUAUUGUCAGCCUCUUGACGCAAGCCCAAGCGCGCGAAUUGCGCGUAAUAAUGCCCUCUGUAUAUGGGCUAGUAUUCCAGUGUGCCUUGGUACACGUAUACUACCACCUCCCCGAUCAUAGCCAAUCUCCAGCCAGGUUCAGCAAAGAAGAGAGCGCAGAUCAUGUGCAGCGCAGUAUCGAUUUCCUUCGUGAUGCUGUCUUUACACAUGCGUCAAGCAGGGACGAUGCAUUCAUACUGACUAUCACAGAUUCUGUCGCAUUACUACAAGCAAUAUCGCCGAAAGUAUUGGGCUGCUGCGUUAGCCCCACAGCUGCGUGGCACGAUUCCGCAUACGGCCCGGUACUCGAGACCAUGAAUCAAUUAGAGUCAUUGAGCUGGGUAUUCGAUGACCAGGCUAGCCCAUUUCUGUAUACAUUCGAGUAACAGAAUCAUACAACAGGACUGGUUUAUGUCCAACGAUGA
This is a messenger RNA of Truncatella angustata, 2260 nucleotides long. RefSeq names its product fungal-specific transcription factor domain-containing protein. The record is from RefSeq and is a predicted model, not a curated record. Gene Ontology annotation, biological process: regulation of DNA-templated transcription; DNA-templated transcription. The coding region runs from base 125 to 2221 and encodes 698 amino acids. NCBI's taxonomy places the organism in Eukaryota, Fungi, Ascomycota, Sordariomycetes, Amphisphaeriales, Sporocadaceae. The transcript has 5 exons. Gene Ontology annotation, molecular function: zinc ion binding; DNA binding; DNA-binding transcription factor activity, RNA polymerase II-specific.